Molecule: messenger RNA, 975 nt
Organism: Python bivittatus (Burmese python)
Lineage: Eukaryota; Metazoa; Chordata; Lepidosauria; Squamata; Pythonidae
Source: RefSeq, a predicted model, not a curated record
UUUAUUUGAAGGAAUCUGUAUGGCUUUUAUUCCUACAGAAACCUGAUGCCAAGGACCUUGGAGGGACAGAUCACCAUGGAGAAAACUCCAAGUUAUUUUGUGACAAAGGAAGCCCCGCGGCGCAUUUACAAUAUGUCCAGAGAGACCAAGUUGAUCGUGGUGGUACGCAACCCUGUGACACGGGCCAUUUCAGACUACACCCAGACCCUUUCCAAGAACCCCACCAUCCCCAGCUUCCAAGCCCUGGCCUUCAAGAAUCUGAGCACAGGUCUUAUUGAUACCACGUGGAGUGCUGUGAGGAUUGGUAUUUAUGUAAAACAUCUGGACCACUGGCUGCGUUAUUUCCCCCUAUCCAAGUUUCUCUUUGUCAGCGGAGAGAGAUUGGUGAGUGACCCAGCUGGGGAAAUGGGCCGUGUCCAAGACUUUCUGGGUCUCAAGCGAGUGGUGACUGACAAGCACUUCUACUUCAACGAAACCAAGGGUUUCCCUUGCUUGAAGAAACCGGAAGGGAGCAGCAGGCCCCGAUGUUUGGGGAAGUCCAAAGGACGGCCGCACCCCAAAAUUGACCCACAGGUUGUCCAGCGCCUGCAGGAAUUCUACAGACCUUUCAACCUAAAGUUCUAUCAAAUGACAGGGCAGGACUUUGGGUGGGACUGAGAGACCUCCUCUCACAAAGGGGAAAGAUGGAAUGCCGUGGGAGCAGACAUGAGGCCUUCUCAAAGGACUCAUGAAGUACAUACUUCUCCCAAAAGCCUGUUGGGCAAAGGUGUAUCUGAAAUGCAACAUCCAAGGAACGUUUUCUGACCCUUACUAAUUUAUAUCAUUUUCUGCCAGUAAGAGAGAAUUGUAUGCUUACAGUCUAGAGAAAAAGUAUUUAAGUCUCCCCCAGCUGACAUCAGCAAAACAGAUGCAAAGAGAGGAAGGAGGAAACAGAUCGAAUGAAGUACUCUGCUAAAUAAAUCUGGCCAAAAUGGA